Molecule: messenger RNA, 1476 nt
Organism: Sphaeroforma arctica JP610
Lineage: Eukaryota; Ichthyosporea; Ichthyophonida
Product: 60S ribosomal protein L4-A
Exons: 4
Coding region: 92-1225 (377 amino acids)
Biological process (GO): translation
Cellular component (GO): cytosolic large ribosomal subunit; ribosome
Molecular function (GO): RNA binding; structural constituent of ribosome
Source: RefSeq, a predicted model, not a curated record
CUAACUUUUAUGGUAAAUCAAGCUGAUCUUACAGAGAUGUAGUUCUUUUUCGCCUUCGUCUCGUACUAGCAAGGUUUAAACAUACUUUAAAAUGGCUUCCCGUCCCGUAGUAUCCGUAAUCGGCCUUGAUGGCUCCACUUCUGCUGCCACAAACACACUUCCAGCUGUGUUCAGGACCAACAUCCGUCCCGAUGUUGUUCGUGAUGUGCACACAUCCAUGAACAAGAACAACCGUCAGGCUUACUCCGUAUCCAAGGAGGCUGGUCACCAGACCUCAGCCGAGUCAUGGGGAACCGGUCGUGCUGUCGCACGUAUUCCCCGUGUAGCUGGUGGAGGUACCCACCGUGCUGGACAGGCUGCUUUUGGAAACAUGUGCCGUUCUGGACGUAUGUUUGCCCCCACCAAGGUUUGGCGCAAGUGGCACAAGAAGAUCAACCAGAACCAGAGACGUUACGCCACCGCCUCAGCUCUGGCUGCAUCUGCCAUCCCCGCCCUUUUGAUGGCUCGUGGACACACCAUUGACAACGUUCCUGAGGUACCUCUAGUUAUCGCUAACGAUAUCGAGGGUCUAGCCAAGACCAAGGCUGCCGUUGAGCUUAUGAAGAAGGUUGGUGCUUACGAUGAUGUUGAGAAGUGUGCCAACUCUCGCAAGGUCCGCAGUGGAAAGGGAAAGCUUCGUAACCGUCGCCACGUCAUGAAGCGUGGACCUCUCGUCGUAUACAAGUCCGAUAAUGGUCUUACGAAGGCUUUCCGUAACAUUCCCGGCGUUGAGCUGUGCAAUGUUGAGCGUCUGAACCUUCUUCAGCUCGCCCCCGGAGGUCAUGUUGGACGUUUCAUCAUCUGGACUGAGGGUGCUUUCUCUGAGCUAGACGCCAUCUGGGGAACCUUCCGCUCUGGAUCCCAGAAGAAGUCUGGAUACACUUUGCCCAAGAGCAUCAUGUCCAACCCUGACAUCACCCGUAUCAUCAAUUCCGAUGAGGUGCAGUCUCAGCUUAAGGAAGCUAAAGAGCCCGCACGUCGUUUGGCUCAUCGCAAGAACCCUCUUGCCAACGCCAAUGUUAUGCUUCGCAUGAACCCAUACGUCAAGCAGAGCAAGCGCCACGAGAUGCUUACUGUUGAGAAGAGACAGAAGGCCAAGGCUGAGAAGAAGCAGACGCAACGCGCAAAGUCCGCUGACAUCAAGGCUCUUGGCAAGAAGUUCAUUGGAACUAUGGUUGCCGAGUAAAUUUCUAGGAAUUGUUGUAUUUUGCUAGAGAUAAGACAUAUAAAAUGCAAUUAAGCAUUUAUUCUUACAACUGUAUAGAGUGCGAGUCUUUGUUGACGAGCGAGUGUUAUAUAGGACCUUAGAUGAUCGAGAGAGUUUUAGCUUGGAGAUUAGAUCAUCGAGUUUCUGGAUGUAUGUAUAUAUAUAUUUAUAAGAAAAUGUAUUCUUUAACACAGCGGCGUGUUUGAAGCACAUGCUGAAGUCAAUUUUAU